Spodoptera litura is the source of this 1141-nucleotide messenger RNA. RefSeq lists its product as uncharacterized. The record is from RefSeq and is a predicted model, not a curated record. Lineage: Eukaryota; Metazoa; Arthropoda; Insecta; Lepidoptera; Noctuidae.
CCGCCGAGAUGUCACGUCUUGACAAUAAGAUAUGGCUCUGGUGCCUUCUAGCUCUUCACGUAGGAUCUGUGUGGGGAACAGCUCGACCAGUUACAGUGAGAACACCACCUAGCAAUCCUUCCACAAUCGAAGCUCAAGCUAAAUUCUUCCAGGAUUUUUUCUCAGUACAGUUGAGUCCGUACAAGAUAGAGUUCGGUCACGUCUGCGAGGAUCCUAACACAUGGGAGCAACGUUACGAGAAGAAAGACUUUAAGAACCACAGGGACAUGGGAAAAGUUCGUUGGGGUGAUAAAAAGGGAGGAUAUGGUGAACAUUACUGGGAUCUGAACCAUGCAGGUAAUGCUGACAACAUUGGAGACGAUGGUGAUGACGGAUCCUACAGAGACUCGCACAAUGAUGAUCCCUACGAUGAACCAAGUAAUAACGCACCAACCUACGGUGAAGAAGAAUAUGACCCAGAAAGGUCAAGCUACGAAGAAACUGGACGAGCUAAACGAGCCCACCCAAAAGUAGAUAGAGCACGUAAAUCAGAAAGGAAACAUCCAAAAUCAUACCAAUCUGAAUCUACAGAGGAACCAGCACCCAAAAAACAAAACAACAGAGAACGCAACAAUAACAAUAGAGAGCAAGAAGCAGCUGAAACUUCUCAUGAAGAAGAGUUUGAAGAUGAAGAAGAAGAGGAAAAAACUUAUGAGAAACCAAAACCAAAGAGACAACAGUAUAGAAAGAAAGAAGAUGAUAAUAAGCAAAAAGAAAAGAAUCAAAUAGUAUUAGUAGUAAGUCAUAAGGACGAUGAAGAUCAACAGCAAAAUCAGUUUGUACCCACAACUCAACCAGAUCAUUCAUUGUACUUGAAUCAACAGCAGCCAGACUUGACACAGUACUUACCACAGCCUCAGCAGCUGCCUCAGUACUUGCCCCAAGCUCCACAAGUGCCUAAACAACAUUUAGAACCACCUCACUUCGUUCCUUACGAAGGUGGAGCAGGAGUAAGGCAGCAUCAUCAACCAGACGUGACUGCAGCAUCCACCGUCCCAAGACUUUUCUUAGAACCUUCGACUGGUCACGUAGUAGACAGAGCCACGGGGCAAGCUUACGUGUUGCAGCCAAUAGCACCGCAUAAUAAUUACAAUUAGAAAGU